AGCCAUGGCGCACAAAGCCAAAGAUAGAGUAACAAAUCAGGAAUUUCCCUCCUGCCACUCCUGAGAGCGCAAGACAGGACCAAAGUUUCAGGAUUAAGCUCUUCUCUUCAGGAAGGAAGAAGACUAUCGUUGAUCAUCUGCACGAGUUUUUCCGUCAAGAUCAUCAAAAGAGAAAUUUGCACCUUUCCAGACGUAUGGAGGAAACUACGAAUGUUUUGUUUGCGUUAUGGCUUCUUACAGAACUCUUAAUGGAUUAAACAAGGCGAUUGCAUCAGCAUCAAGAAAACUGAUUAAUUUGGAAGUUUGGGCUUUAUAACUCUUUUUAACUGUGGUUGGGAGUCCUGUCGCUGGUCCGUUUUCCCCCUUUUCCCCCUCUGAGUUUCUCUCUGGCUUUACUUUAAGUGGUGACAAGACUUGCAAAAAAAAAAAAAAAAACAUCCCAAAGAACAAGGAUUUAAUAGCUUAUUCCCAGUUAAAGUAGCAUCCAUCUGGAUUAUGCACGAAAGGAACUGGAGUGUAAAAAGUACAGCGAACUCCCACCAGCGUUAACUUUUGGGGAAGGGAAAUGCGGAGUAAAAACGGCGUCUAGAAGGAUGCUGCUGCUUGUAUAAUGGAAGUAAAGAACUCUUUUGCUUUUGCUGCGGUGGUUUGCCUUUUCUUUUGCUCCGUUUUUAGCCAAGAACUAAACCCAAAAGGCAGGAAUGUGUGCAGAGCACCUGGGUCAUCGGGAUUGGUGUGCUGCAGUGGAUGGGGGCAGCUAGGGGAUGAAUGCCUGACACCUCUCUGCCAAGGCAACUUCACCUGCAAGGAAAAUGAGGUGUGUGUCAGGCCAAAUGAAUGUCGCUGUCGUCAUGGAUACUUUGGAGCCAGCUGUGAUACGAAGUGCCCUACCCAGUUCUGGGGUCCUGACUGCAAGGGGAAAUGUAAUUGUUACCCCAAUGGCCAGUGCGAUGACUUGACAGGCGAGUGUACCUGCAACCAUAACCGUUGGGGUCCUAACUGCAAGAAUGCAUGUCUAUGCCAAAACGGCAAAUGUGACCAAAACACAGGAAAAUGCACGUGUCACCAUGGCUACUGGGGUCAUCAGUGCAACAACGCCUGUUACUGCAGCAUCAACUCCAUCUGCGAUACGGUGACAGGGCGAUGUCUGUGCAACCCUGGCUGGACUGGGAGGAACUGUGCUAUCCAGUGUAACUGUAACAACUCACCAUGCGACCAGUUUACGGGACGCUGCCAGUGUCGGGAGAGGCUGUGGGGUCCACGGUGUGAGCGACAGUGCCAGUGCAUCCACGGCAAGUGCAACCAGGCCGAUGGCUCGUGUACCUGCACACCAGGAUACCGUGGGAAAUUGUGCAGGGAACCAUGUCCUGCUGGAUUCUAUGGUCAAAACUGCAGAAACAGGUGUGGACACUGUAAAGGCCAGCAGCCCUGUAAGGUGACAGAGGGGCGCUGCAUCACCUGCGACAGAGGUUGGAAUGGAACACGGUGUGAUCAGCUCUGCUCCAAAGGCUUCUUUGGGGAAAACUGCCAAGAAGUGUGCCCCACCUGUAAAGAUGGCCACCACUGUGACCCCAUUCAUGGCAAGUGCUCUCACUGUAACCCCGGCUGGAUUGGGGACAGGUGUGAGGUACGCUGCCCCAACGGCACCUACGGCGAGAACUGCGAGAACAACUGCAGUCACUGUUUUAAUGGCAUCUGUCAUGUUGUCACUGGAGAGUGCCUGUGUGAUCCAGGCUUUUAUGGCACCUUCUGCAAUAUGACCUGUCCACCUGGCCAAUAUGGAGUCAACUGCAACCAAACCUGCCCCUGCCAUGACAAAAACUGUGAUCCUGUGUCUGGGGCCUGCCAUCUCUACCCCAACCAGCGGAUGGGUGUGAUCGCAGCUGGUUCCCUGGUCUCCUUUUUAUUGAUUGUCCUCCUCUCUCUACUGUGCUGCUGCUGCCUCUGUCGGCACAAAGAAAACCAUAACAAAAAAGCCAAGCGGAUCUUGUGUGGACGAUUCAGCAGAAUCAGCACUAAGCUUCCCCGUAUUCCACUGAGGCGACAGAAACUGCCUAAAGUAGUCGUAGCCCACCACGACCCGGAGAACACCUUCAACUGCAGCUUCAUCGAGCCCCCUUCUGUGGCCGACCAGCCGUCCCCCUCCUCCUGGUCCUCUCAGGAGUCCUUUUCUUCUUUUGAGAGCGAGGACGAGGGCCCAGUUUACUAUGUUCCACAUGAAGAAUCUGUGAGUGAAAGCAAGGAGAAGCAGAGCCUCAGCCUUCCUGCAGAAAAGUUAGAGGAAGACCUUAAUGAUGAUGAUGCUGGGGAGUACACCUCCCUGAAAGACACAAGUGUCACCAAACCAGAUGGCAGCGAGCAGCCCUUCCUCAAGUCCUCUGAUAGCGAAGCUUCCAAUAGCAGCUCUGAAUCUACCACUGUACGACUUUAUGCUUGCAUCACCCGCCCAUCCAAGCACUCAAAGGAGGAUGAGGGCAGUGGCAAAGAUGGGGAUGGCACUCCUACACCGGAGGCCAAACGCAAUGGAAAGCCACCACCUUCACCUGGCAAGCCCAAACCUCGCCCACCUGAUCCAUCUACGAAGCCCAAACUGUCAUGGAUACACGGAAAUUCAACAGGGUCUCCACAGCCAGAGCAGCAGGGGGGAGUUAAGGCACUUGCAGCACCAAAAGAAAAAAAGAGAAGCUCCAGUGAUGGCUCAUCUAAGAGUGAUGAGUGGGAGAAAAUUAAGGAAAAAUGUCAAGACCAUCAAAAGAAACAAGACGGGAAGGAGACAGAUGCCAAGGGCUCCCCAAGCAAACUUAAACCUCUGCGACGUAAAAAGUCUGGGGAUGAGCACAGCAGUCCGAGUCAUAUGGAGCACAUCAGUGGUGUUGUUCAGAAUGCUCUUAAGAUGAUAAGUGGCUUCCAUAGCGCCUCACCUGAGAAGAAGAGUGCUGACAAUCCAAAGCAGACCACUAAGGAGCCACCCAAGAGCCCGAAGGUCAUGCAUCCUCAUAUGAACUCUGAGGCAGCCACCUUACUGGCUGCUCAGCUCAAGGAAAAAACCCAAAGCAUCAACAGGAAUGAGGGGACGGGGCUUUCAAAGACCAAUGGCCUCUCCCCACCCAAAGGAAACCGGGAGAAGCCAACACCUCCACAAAAAGCCAAGAGGACCGUUUUAGGUGGACUUAGCCAGCAGGGCUCCACCAAGCCGCUCCUCCCCACCACAAGCAGCCUCCAGAAGAUGGUGAUGCCGGUCACUAACAACUUUGGGACCCCUGAAGCCAAGAGCCCAGAGAAGCAGGACUUGAACGGCUCCAAGAGAGGGAACCUGUUGGAUGUUACACCAAAGAAGACUCCCAUAAAAAAGCCACCCAGGAAGAAAGGCAAGGAGGGUACCCUGGAUACACCUGAAAGUAAAACACCCCAGCAAAAGACAGCCAUUAUGCCGCCACAGGUAGUGAAGUAAGUGGUUUUUUUACAACAAAUUGCACAAAGACUGUGAUGGAUUUUACAGAAGACUGAAAUCUAUUUGUUAGAAGGUGAAGUUUUUCAAUUGAGGAUUAACGUGUGCUGUGAUUCCAGGACCAGUCAAGAGUUAUAAAUUCUUUCAAACCAGGGGUGCAAUUGUGUGACAUUUGUGAAGUGUAUUAUAAUAAGCUCUAUACAGGAUUGCAUUACACUUCAAGAAUCUUUUUUUGUGUGUGUGUUUGUGUGUAACCAGUAUGUAUCAGCCUCACAACACAACCUGUGACUAAGCCGGACACAGCUGUGUGAUCAGCAGCUCAAAGACAUUGUCCAAAGUUAAUUCAUCUCCAUUCUCCAUCAAUGUUCCACUAUAUUUAUAUAAAAAAUGCAUAUCUGUACUUUAUGAAACAGGUUCCAAAAACAGUUAUUUUCAUGGAUGCUUUCCACAGGUACUAAAAAUUAGUAUGAAUUUGGUGCUGUUGUGAUUGCAAGCUAUUUCUGUAUUUAUUUUCUAAUUAGUAUGGAUCAACAUGCAGGAAUACAUUUCUACACCAAAGCAAUUUAGCACAUCAUCUUCAGUCUUAGUGUCAAGACAAGUGCUGCAAAGCACUGAUGGCUAUGAAUUAAACUUGUACAGUUUAGUAAAAUAGCUUUAAAGAUCUUUGUUAUCAACAGCAGUGCCCUUAAACCACCAAAUAAUUAGAAAUAUUCUUCCAUAAUAAAGUAAAUUGAAUGCCUUUUAUACUUAUAAGAUUUCUUUCAAGCUUUACUCAAACUGUUAUUAAACCCUAAAAGCUAAUCUACAAAAACGUCUCAAGGCCUUGUAUAUUGGAUAUUCCACACUCUUUUUCCCUUUUUCAGUAAAUGGGGAUCUAUGAAUAUGCAAAUAAGUCACAUGAUCAUCUCCACCCACCAGAAGACCCUGUCUGCAAUAACCAGUUCUAAUACUGGGGUAAUUAAGUCAUGCAUUUGAACCAGGGUCACUUUUUUAAACAAAAAGCUAAUCUAUACAUGGCCGCAGCCACUCGAUGGGCUUUACUUUACUGUUACCUCCACCUAGCUUGUGCUAACUCAUCCUCAUAGCUUGUGCUAGCUUAUCUGUUCCUCACAGAUCAUGCAAAUUAGCUGUAAAGCACCACCCACCUAGUAAUCAGGAUUACUUCUUACAAUAUUUGAUUUACUAACAUGAUUGUGCCGUCUGACUUUGCAUUUCGAAGAAAAAUCUCCAUGCAACCAUAGCAUUUAUGGCCAAUGUUGCUCAUGAUAUCUCUUGUAACUCAAAAAAAAAAAAAAAAAAGUUAUGGACAUACUAACAAGUUUAAAAACUUGAUAUU
Molecule: messenger RNA, 4784 nt
Organism: Melanotaenia boesemani (Boeseman's rainbowfish)
Lineage: Eukaryota; Metazoa; Chordata; Actinopteri; Atheriniformes; Melanotaeniidae
Gene: scarf2
Product: scavenger receptor class F, member 2
Exons: 11
Coding region: 611-3451 (946 amino acids)
Molecular function (GO): scavenger receptor activity
Source: RefSeq, a predicted model, not a curated record